AUGUCUUCUCAACCACUGGACCCCCGUAGACUUGUCGGGGUGCACGCAGAACGGGUAACGGACGUCUCCAGUCGGGACUUUCCAGGACAUUACCCAGGGGAGGAUCACUCAUGGAAUCUGCAACGAUUCAAAAAGAACUUGAAAGUGAAGGUUCAACGACUAUCAAACUACUCGAUCGAAUUCGAUAUCAUUGGGGUGGAUGCAUCAAUAGCCAACGCAUUCCGGCGAAUCAUGAUCGCUGAGGUGCCCACCAUCUGCAUCGAGAACGUCUUUGCGUUCAAUAAUACUAGUGUUGUAGUGGACGAAGUCCUCGCCCACCGUUUUGGACUAGUGCCGCUGAACGUGGACCCGUCGCUGAUGGAGAUGAGAGGUCCGGAUGACCCUCCAACUGAUCGAAAUACGCUCGUUUUCGAGGUGGACGUUACCUGCCAACGCAACCCGAAGGCACCGAAAGGCUCAACAGACCCUAACGAGCUCUACAUCAACCCUGAAGUCCUCUCUUCUGACAUCACCUGGUCGCCCGCCGGAGAACAAGCAGAGGUGUUCGCGGACAACGCUCCGGCACCAACAAAUCCGAACAUCGUGCUAGCUAAGUUACGGCCGGGGCAAGAAGUCCACUACCAGAUGCAUGCGGUGAAGGGAGUCGGGAAAGAUCACGCGAAGUUCAGUCCCGUCGCCACCGCCUCCUACCGUCUCUUGCCGUACAUCAAAAUCACGAAGCCAAUACCAACUCACCUCGCCGAGAAAUUCCAAAAGUGCUUUUCUCCAGGCGUUAUCAAAAUCAAUCCUCAGACACAGGAAGUCAGCGUAGACGAGAACGGUGCACGGAAAGAUACUGUCAGCCGGGAGGUCUUGCGGCACCCAGAGUUCGCGGACUCGGUAGAGCUCAGCCGCGUUCGCGAUUAUUUCCUCUUCAACGUCGAGUCGGAAAGUGCUUACAGACCUGAAAGGUUGCUUCCAGAGGCGAUCAAGGUCAUGAGGGAAAAGUUGGCAAUCAUCAAGCAGGCGGCUGAAGCGUUGCGAGAAAAGUCUACACUCGUGGAUAAUGAUGUGGUAAUGACAGACGUAUGA
Molecule: messenger RNA, 1071 nt
Organism: Cyclocybe aegerita
Lineage: Eukaryota; Fungi; Basidiomycota; Agaricomycetes; Agaricales; Hemipholiotaceae
Source: the annotation of a GenBank genome assembly